Alnus glutinosa is the source of this 1390-nucleotide messenger RNA. Its product is annotated as patatin-like protein 2. The transcript has 6 exons. Gene Ontology annotation, biological process: lipid metabolic process. The coding region runs from base 81 to 1277 and encodes 398 amino acids. Gene Ontology annotation, molecular function: monoacylglycerol lipase activity; glycerophospholipase activity. The record is from RefSeq and is a predicted model, not a curated record. NCBI's taxonomy places the organism in Eukaryota, Viridiplantae, Streptophyta, Magnoliopsida, Fagales, Betulaceae.
ACAUAGCAUUUAGUAUCAAACUGAUAUUAAUUUGCGAAAAGGACAAAAAAUUCAUCACCUAGAAGCUCUUUUGAAUCAAAAUGGCGACUGGUACUGGCAAGGGAAAGAUGGUCACUGUGUUGAGCAUUGAUGGAGGUGGGAUUAGAGGGAUAAUUCCUGGCACCCUCCUCGGCUUUCUUGAAUCUAAGCUUCAGGAAUUGGACGGUCCCGAUGCAAGAAUUGCAGAUUAUUUCGACAUAGUUGCAGGAACAAGUACAGGUGGGCUGGUCACCGCCAUGCUUACAGCUCCCAACAAGGACAACCGUCCCAUGUACGCUGCGAAGGACAUCACCGGCUUCUACUUAGAGCACUGUCCUAAGAUUUUUCUUCAGAGCAGUUACAGCAAUUUUGUGAGUUCAAUGACGAACAUGAUCGGUGCCGUGAUGGGGCCGAAGUACGACGGGAAGUACCUCCGGUCAUUGAUAAACGGGCUACUUGGCAACUUAACCCUGAAAGAGACCCUAACAAACGUGAUCAUACCAACCUUCGAUAUCAACCUCCUUCAGCCAGUGAUCUUUAAUUCCAACGAUGCAAAACUGAAUGAUUUGAAGAACGCUAGGCUAGCAGAUGUUUGCAUCGGCACCUCUGCAGCCCCCACUUUUCUUCCAGCACACUACUUUGAGACGUCGACAAAGGAUGCUGAGGUAAACCCUCGCCGUUUCCAUCUCAUAGAUGGUGGGGUUGCUGCCAAUAAUCCUACUAUGAUGGCCAUAAGCCAGAUUUUGAAAGAAAUAUUGAUGCAAAACACUGACUCGGAGUCAAAUGACGACAUCAAACCAAUGGAGUACAGCAAGAGAAUGUUAGUUCUAUCGUUGGGCACUGGUGCGGCCAAGCAUGAAGGGAAGUAUACAGCAGCCAAGGCCUCCACAUGGGGUUUGCUUAAUUGGCUGUAUGACUUUGGUGCCACUCCCUUGCUUGAUGUAUAUGGCGAUGCAAGUAGUGAUAUGGUUGACUUUCACGUCUCCACCCUCUUCCAAGCCCUCGAUCGCAAGAACAGCUACCUUCGUAUUCAGGUUGACAAUUUGACGGGAGAAGCGGCGUCUGUUGACAUUGCAACCACGGAGAAUCUGCAAAAGCUUGUGGAGAUUGCGAAGGAGCUAUUGAAGAAGCCAGUGUCAAGAGUGAAUUUGGACACCGGCAAGUUUGAGGAAAUUAAGGACGGGGGAACGACUAAUGAAGAAGCGCUUGCUUCCUUCGCCGAGCUACUUGUGGAGGAAAGGAAGCUCAGGCAAAACUAGUGAAAGUACGUCCCCGAAGAAUAUGACUCUGUUGUCGUGGAUAGAUAUAAAGCUCUCACAAUAAUGUCUUAUCUUUUUCCAAUAAAGAGAGGAAAAACAAAGGGAAUGCAAAA